Thlaspi arvense is the source of this 867-nucleotide messenger RNA. Lineage: Eukaryota; Viridiplantae; Streptophyta; Magnoliopsida; Brassicales; Brassicaceae. The record is from the annotation of a GenBank genome assembly.
AUGAAACCGCAGAGUCUCGUCCAACAAUCGCCGACGAACCGCAAGCUAACCACCGGCUGCGAAACAAUCGACGGAUGUCUUCGCGGAGGAUUUCCCUGCGAUUCUCUUACGGAAAUCGUGGCGGAGAGCGGCUGCGGAAAAACACAACUCUGCCUUCAGCUCUCGCUCUGUGCCCAACUCCCGAUUUCAAACGGCGGGCUCGACGGUUCUGCUCUUUAUCUCCAUUCCGAGUUUCCGUUUCCAUUUCGCCGCCUUCAUCAGCUUUCACGCUCGUUUCAUCUAUCGAACCCUGGUAUUUACGCGGAUCACAAUGAUAACCCGUGUGAUCAUGUGUUCGUACAAAACGUUCAUUCUGUAGACCACCUGUUCGACAUAAUGCCUAAGAUAGAUGCUUUUGCUCGGAAUUCGAAAAAUAGGUUUCCUUUGAAGCUGAUUAUACUUGAUUCUGUGGCGGCGUUGUUCAGAUCGGAAUUUGAUAACACCCCGUCUGAUCUCAGGAAGAGAGCUUCUUUGUUUUUCAAGAUAUCAGGGAAGUUGAAGCAGUUGGCAAAUAAGUUUGAUUUGGCUGUGGUGAUUACGAAUCAGGUCACUGAUUUCGUGGAAUCUUCUGAUGGGUUAAGUGGGUUGAGGGUUGGGAAUUUGAGGUAUUUGUGUUCGUCUGGGAGACGAGUUGUUCCUGCUUUGGGGUUGGCUUGGGCUAAUUGUGUGAACUCCAGAUUUUUCAUCUCAAGAAGUGAUGAUACUAUCUGCAAAGAGAGAAGCGAAAAAGAAAGAGCUCAGAGACGUCUUGACAUUGUUUUUUCACCUCAUUUGCCUGGUUCUUCUUGCGAGUUCAUGAUCACACGAGAGGGGAUUUGUGGGGUUUAG